This is a messenger RNA of Nymphaea colorata (pocket water lily), 2733 nucleotides long. RefSeq names its product cyclic nucleotide-gated ion channel 1. Bases 379 to 2514 code for a protein of 711 amino acids. The transcript has 8 exons. Lineage: Eukaryota; Viridiplantae; Streptophyta; Magnoliopsida; Nymphaeales; Nymphaeaceae. The record is from RefSeq and is a predicted model, not a curated record. Gene Ontology annotation, molecular function: monoatomic ion channel activity. Gene Ontology annotation, cellular component: membrane. Gene Ontology annotation, biological process: transmembrane transport; monoatomic ion transport.
UCUUCCAAUUAUUCAAAGAAAUGGCUUUGGGAGAUAUCCGUGUACCUUCCGUCCCCCUCUUCGUUCUUCUUGGUGUUGGCAGUCGUCGUCGUCGUCUGAUUCUUCCUGUAGUCGUGGUUGUGCUAGCGUUCGCUGCAGUAGCGGCGGACGCCUUCUGGUCCUCCCGUGUGCUACGUAUUCUGGCGAGAAUACCGUCGACCGUGACGCAGGAGGCCUGAAAGUUUCUCUUAGUUCAAGGCUGUGUUUAAUGGUCAAACUGCAAGAGAGAGAAAAGGAAAAAACUACAGCUGAGUGGUACCUCUUAAGGUCAUGCAACCUUGUACUUGUGCAACGUCUGCACUUGCCAAUGAUUGAAGUUCUAGGUGGCACUAAACAGAGAUGAAUUUCCGGGAUGAGAAAUUUGUGAGGUUCCAGGAUUUGGGUUCAGAGCAAUCCUUUAAUUCAGAAAGGACAUAUUCUGAUGAGAAACCACUCCUUGGAAGAUUUGGAAGAACGUUAAGUUCAGUAUCAAGCAGCAUUCAAAGAAGUUAUAGAUGGGGAUAUGGUGGCAUAAGGAAGCUUCAGAAGUCAUUUCAGCUCCGUUCUCCAAGUGAUUUAUCCACUGAGAGAUCAGAAUCUAGCAAGAAAGUAUUUGAUCCACAGGGAAAAUUUAUUCAGAGGUGGAACAAGGUUUUUGUUCUAUCAUGUGUACUUGCAAUCUAUCUGGACCCCUUGUUCUUUUAUAUUCCAGUCAUGAACAAAAACUGCCUGGAUGUGGACCACAAGUUGGAAAUUACAGCCUGUGUGCUGCGCUCCUUCACUGAUAUCUUUUAUGUGCUGCAUAUUUUCUUCAAAUUUCGGACUGGAUUUAUUGCACCUUCAUCUCGGGUGUUUGGGCGAGGAGUUCUGGUUGAGGAUUUGCAGGCUAUAGCUAGUCGCUAUUUAUCAUCAUACUUCUUCAUUGAUGUCUUAGCCGUUCUUCCUCUUCCACAGGUGAUUAUCUUAGGCAUAAUACCCAAGUUGAGGGGCUCUGCUCCUCUGUACACAAAAAAUGCAUUGCGGUUUGUUAUUCUCUUGCAGUACAUACCUAGACUAGUCCGCAUAAUUCCAUUGUACAAUGGUGUCAUAAGUACCACAGGCAUAAUAACAGAAACUGCAUGGGCUGGUGCUGCUGUCAAUCUGUUGCUUUACAUGCUUGCAAGCCAUGUGAUUGGAGCAUUCUAUUAUUUACUUGCUAUUGAACGACAAGACACAUGUUGGCGAGACGCUUGCCGCUCCGAUAAUCGUUGUGAUCUUGCUUCACUAUACUGCGGAAAGCAUGAUGAAGCAAACAAUGGUUCAUUCCUUAAUGUUAGUUGCCCUGUAGCUGACAAUGGUCCUUUUGAUUUUGGAAUAUAUCAAUCUGUUCUGAAUGCACAAGUUGUCCAAUCAAGGAAUUUCCCAGAAAAGCUAUUUUACUGUUUCUGGUGGGGACUUCAAAAUCUGAGUUCUCUGGGCCAAAAUUUGAAAACUAGCACUUACAUUUGGGAGAUUUGUUUUGCGGUGUUCAUAUCAAUCUCUGGCUUAGUCUUGUUUGCUCUUCUCAUUGGGAAUAUGCAGACGUAUCUGCAAUCUGCUACUCUGAGGUUAGAAGAGAUGAGGGUGAAACGGCGUGAUGCAGAGCAAUGGAUGUCCCAUCGAAUGCUCCCUGAAAGCCUGAGGGAACGUAUUCGCCGGUAUGAUCAGUACAAAUGGCUGGAAUUUAGAGGUGUUAAUGAAGAAGAUUUGAUCAGGAACCUUCCGAGGGACCUCAGAAGGGAUAUCAAACGACAUCUUUGCUUAGCACUACUCGUGCGGGUUCCGAUGUUUAAAAAUAUGGAUGACCAACUUUUGGAUGCCAUGUGUGACCGCCUGAAGCCGUCCCUGCACACGGAGGACAGUUACAUUGUCCGGGAAGGUGAUCCUGUAGAUGAAAUGUUAUUUAUCAUGAGAGGAAAGCUUGAGAGUGUAACGACAAAUGGAGGACGAACUGGGUUUUUCAAUUCUGAUUUCCUCAAAGAGGGUGAUUUCUGCGGGGAAGAACUUCUUACUUGGGCCCUAGAUCCAAACCCUUCGGCGAGCCUCCCAUCCUCUACCAGAACUGUAAGAGCACUUUCUGAAGUUGAGGCAUUUGCACUCACUUCAGAUGAUCUUAGGUUUGUAGCCAAGCAAUUUCGGCGGCUUCACAGCAAGCAGCUCAGGCACACCUUCAGAUUUUACUCACAACAGUGGAGGACCUGGGCAGCUUGCUUUAUCCAGGCUGCAUGGCGCCGAUACGGCAAAAAGAAGCUUGAGGAGUCAUUGCACAGGGAGGAAGACAAGUUGCAGGCAGCACUUGCUGAGAAUGGAGGUGGUGGCAAUUCACCAAGCCUUGGAGCUACCAUUUAUGCUUCCAGGUUUGCUGCCAAUGCACUUCGUGCACUCCGUACAGCACGCAAGACUAAGUUGUUGGCCAGGUCUCCACUCAUCAAGCUUCCAAAGCCAGCUGAACCCAACUUUGCAGUUGAUGAUGACUAGUACUACCGCCGCUGGCCAAUUGGUUCGAUUGUGGAGUGUCCAACACGUUGUGCUUCCGUCCAGAUUUAGUUUUUGUACAUGGGCAGAAGUGAUUAAGCUGUUUAUAAACACUUCGGAGAGAAUAUGGCGGCUUGCAAAUGGAUGCUGCUGUGUUUUGCCCCUGUACUGUAACUGGUUUGUAGCAUGUACAUAUAUCGAAUGUAUUGUAUUUCUGAUUUU